This is a messenger RNA of Cyprinus carpio (common carp), 1239 nucleotides long. Its product is annotated as scavenger receptor cysteine-rich type 1 protein M130-like. The transcript is spliced from 6 exons. The annotation marks the transcript as partial. Gene Ontology annotation, cellular component: membrane. The record is from RefSeq and is a predicted model, not a curated record. Lineage: Eukaryota; Metazoa; Chordata; Actinopteri; Cypriniformes; Cyprinidae.
GGGAGGCUGGAGGUUUUUCACAGUGGCUCAUGGGGGACAGUGUGUGAUGACUCCUGGGGUAUUAAAGAUGCUCACGUGGUGUGCAGACAGGUGCAGUGUGGAGUGGCCCUCAUUAACCAGCAGGUACCAGCCUGGUUUGGUCCUGGUUCUGGACCCAUAUGGCUGGAUGAGGUGGAGUGUGAGGGGAAUGAGGCGUCCCUGUGGAGCUGCUCUUCUCCAGGCUGGGGAAAACAUGACUGUCAACACAAGGAGGAUGUAGGAGUUGUGUGCUCAGAGUUUAAAGAGAUCAGGUUAACUGAGGGCUGUGAAGGGAAUGUGGAGGUUUUCUACAAUGGAUCCUGGGGUAAUGUGUGCUGGAACCAGAUGGACGGAGACACAGUGAGUCUGAUCUGUCAAGAGCUGAACUGUGGAAGAUCUGGCAGUGAACCCAGUAAUUCAGAGGGACUGAAGUCUCGUAACUGGCUUGAUAAACUUAGUUGUAAUGUGAGGUUGGUUGGUGGUAACAGUCCCUGUGCUGGUCGAGUGGAGGUUCUUCAUAGAGGUUACACUGAUCUCAGACUGGUAAACGGCCCUGACAUCUGUUCUGGUCGAGUCGAACGUCAGUACUUCAGCAAAUGGGGCACACUGGUGGGUUCUGGGGGAGACUGUGCAGGGAGGCUGGAGGUUUUUCACAGUGGCUCAUGGGGAACAGUGUGUGAUGACUCCUGGGAUAUUAAAGAUGCUCAUGUGGUGUGCAGACAGCUGCAGUGUGGAGUGGCCCUCAGUAACCAGCAGGUACCAGCCUGGUUUGGUCCUGGUUCUGGACCCAUAUGGCUGGGUGAGGUGGAAUGUAAUGUGAAUGAGACGUCCCUGUGGAGCUGCUCUUCUCCAGGCUGGGGAAAACAUGACUGUCAGCACAAGGAGGAUGUAGGAGUCAUGUGCUCAGAGUUUAAAGAGAUCAGGUUAACUGAGGGCUGUGAAGGGAAUGUGGAGGUUUUCUACAAUGGAUCCUGGGGAAAUUUAUGUUACAACCAGAUGGACAGAGACACAGCGAGUCUGAUCUGUCAAGAGCUGAACUGUGGAAGAUCUGGCAGUGAACCCAGUAAUUCAGAGGGACUGAGAUCUGCUCCUAAUUGGUUAGAUCAUCUUAAAUGUCGAAAAGAUGACAAAAAUUUGUGGCAGUGUCCAUCUUUACCCUGGGGCCAGAACAACUGUUAUGAUAAUGAGGUGGCAAAUAUCACUUGCUUUGGUAAGAAUUAA